AUGUCUGGAGCUAAAGUAAAAAUGCGGGAAAAGAAGAUGAAGAAUCAGCCUGCCAGUGUGCAAUAUCCAUCUUCUCCUCUUAGCAUGGAGACAGGCACACGGAGUGGAGAUAACACUCCUAUCACAGAAAGGCAGAUGAAAGUUCCCCACAAAGGCGGGUGGGUCCGUGGACAUCAAAAAGAUGGAAGUGGUUACUCCAAAGAGAUGCCCAAGUACAUCACUGCUGGAGCUUUUGCCAGGGCCAGAGCCGCAGAGGUCAGUACCAUGUUGAAAGCGGUGACCAAGACAACGGGCAGCAGCCAAGUGUUCCAAGCGCUUCCCAGACACAUGCGAAGACGGGCCAUGAGCCACAACACCAAACGGCUUCCACGCAGACUGAGGGACAUAGCCAACAGAAUGCGGGAGAAGAGCCUCCAGGCUGGCCAAAAGAAGAAGAAGGAACUGGCGAAGAGCAAAAGCCGGAAGGCUCGCAGGCGACAUGGAAACCUGCUGUUGGAGUUCAACCGCCGGCAACGGAAAAAUAUUUGGCUGGAGACUCACAUCUGGCACGCCAAGCGCUUCCAUAUGGUUAAAAAGUGGGGGUACUGUCUUGGGGACAGGCCCACGUACAAGUGCUACCGGCCAUGCUACCGAGCCAUGAGCAGCCACUGCCUCCUCCAGGACCUUUCUUAUUACUGCUGCAUAGAGCUGCAGGGACAAGAGGACAAACUGUUGUAUGCUCUGUCACAGAUGACCAGCAAAGAAGCAGGGCCCACAUUUGCCGCAGCCCUGUGUCUGUCGGGCACCAGACAGGGCAUUGUGACGGUGUACAGAGCCGGACAGUACCCCUCACAGCCUCUGGGCCCGGUCACCUUCCUGUGGAGACCACGAACAGACGGCUCAACUCAACGGCAGCUGUGGCUCUGGGCUCAUCCCACUCUUAAACAGGAUCUUCUUCCUGAAUUACAAAGUGUGUGUCAGUGUUGUGAGGCUGUGGUGCCCCCGGUUCCACCGGUCGUCACCCCAGCAGAGGGUAGUCCACCACCACAAGCGGAGCCUGAAAACACCUGUGAAACCGUGCCGAUACCUGGAACAAAGACAAAACGGAGAUGUAAAGACGGCAGCGGCCCUCCUGCGAAGAAAAUCUGUGGAGAUGGAACCAGACUGCCCGGUACUCCGGUCACCUGGAAGUCCAGCUCAACCGGAAUAGUCAUAAAUGAUCUUACAAUGGAGGUUAUCCGCUACCGCCUGAUUGGACCUCAGUCGCACACAGUGCUAGUGGAAACUUUGAAUGCAGCAACGGAUUGUGAUGGGGUCAGCAAGUCCGAGGUGAACGGUCCCCUCUGGUGGCCUCAGCACUGCAAAGAUGAGAACCAAAUGGCUCUACAUAAAAAGCAAACGGAUGUUUUUCACAUUUUAAAUGGCGUCCACUCGACCGGAGAGCUGCCCCCAGGCACAGUGCUGGGGCUCACUGUGGAUGACCCCAGGCUGACUUUACCUACAAAGAAGGUUAAAGCUUUGCCCUGUGUAAAUCAGGCCCAAGAGGUGGAUGAGGAGAAGAGCAGGCAGCUGAUUUUACGAGGAGUUCCAGAAGACUGCUGUCGGAGUUCACUGUGGGAGGCGUCUGUCCGUGAUAACGUCACUGAUAACAAGAUAUCCGAACAGGAGCUGAAUCGUAUGAAGAGUGAGGUGCUGGUGCCAGGCUCCAGGCUCAGCCCGACUCCUCCACAGGGCCGCAUCCCCAUUCUACUGGUUCAUCAGCCUGGCAAACAGGUGGGGAAUGAGAUGAGCGGCUGGGGAGCUGGAUGGGACCUGCUCCUACCUAAAGGCUGGGGCAUGGCCUUUUGGGUCCCAUUGGUGUACAGAGGAGUCCGUGUUGGCGGACUUAACAUGAGCCUGAAACACUCCCAAAAUAAAGCCGCUCCCCAUUUUCCCCACGAUUAUCCGGACUGCCCUGCAGGUGUGCGUUUUCAGGAGGAGCAAGAGGCCAACCUCCUGGACAAAUUCAAAAGACGUCCGCCCGCCAAGAGGACCAAUUACAUUAAACAUGGCUGUCUGGCUCCGUUCCGUUGCUCUUGGCAACAGCUGGCAGAGGAGUGGGAGCUCCUCGCGAGGGAAGGAGGAGGGGAGGGGGGAGGAGAUGAGCAGACCCAAAGCACAACAAACACUGAUGUCGUGAUGAAGACGAUGACUAGGUCACAAAGUAUCACUGUGACUAAGGUUCCAAGCAUCUUCACUGUACUGAGGAAUAGAAAGUCUCUAAGGCUUCUUUGCGGUUGGUGCAGACCCACGUCGUCCAGAGAUCGGAGGUCAGGGCGUGUUGGGGAACUGCCCCCCCUCAGCUGCUCAGCUGCCGCUUCUUUUACCGCCGCACACGGAAUGAGCCUGGUGUGGGUGCGCGUGUCCCUGCUGACCAAGGGCAGACCUGAGCAGCACGCUCUGCUGUGCGCGCCAUCUGCAGAAGAUCUGAAGCUACUGGGCAGAAAACAAGAGAGCAGUGGCCCUCUGGAGCCCCCACACAGAGACAACUUUAAAAGCGGAAUUAAACGUCAGAAGAAGGGCGCCAAGAAGGCUCCACCUUUAUCCUCUGAAAGCAAAGAAUCAGACGUUGCCUCUAAAACAGACCCAGCUCCAUCUGAAGAUACCAAAUCAUCUCUUCAGCCUUCUUCAGAUCUCAUCUUGGGGAUUUGGCCAGAUCCCCUGCCAAGUAUCAUCUCGCACUGCUCCCGGUUGACCCUGGGUUGGGUCACUCAGGGGGAUUUCUCCCUGUCCGCAGGUUGCGGGGAGGCUCUCGGGUUUGUCAGCGUCGCGGGGCUCCUUAAUACCCUCCUCAACCAGCCAGCGGAACACAGAGGGAAGCUGCUGCUGCGCAACCCCACCUCCCUGCACUACCGCUUGGCCAAAGUACACAUAGAGGUGUGA
Messenger RNA from Menidia menidia (Atlantic silverside), 2901 nucleotides. Lineage: Eukaryota; Metazoa; Chordata; Actinopteri; Atheriniformes; Atherinopsidae. The record is from the annotation of a GenBank genome assembly.